AAAAAGCAUGUUCUUACGCAAUACUAUUAUCAUGAAGCAUAUCAAAGGUGGGGCAGCGAUUGCCUCGCCGAGCUCCUUUCUCCUCCAGAAACAAAACGUUGCUAGCUACAUGGCGAGUUCAGGGAAGGUUGGUGGAGACGAGAAAUGGGCUCAAGCUGCAAUGGAGUACAUAUACGAAAAAAAUCACCUUAACGACAGUAGAAAGCGUCAAUCGGAUGUUGACCAGGAGCGCGGUAUGGCAGAUGCGUACGACCGCUUUCGAAUGGUUAACGAAGCCGCGUUUGACGAGCGGCUCUCCAAACUUAUUUCUCGUAUGUCGGAGGCACUUGAGGUAGUACGUGAACUUGGGUUGGAGAAUUGCCUUGAAGAAGCCGUGCUGUUAAACACCGAGCAACCUCCGGGGUUGUUUCGCUCACCCGCGCUCUCCCCGCCAGUCAUGGGCUAUGAACCAGGAUUCGGGUUUGAUAUCCCGCAACUUAGAUCUAGGCAAGCGGAGUACCCCCCUGUUCGCCGUCCGACAGACUACAUCAAUUCUAAUAGUGAUAAUGAGCAAUCUACAGAUGAUGAGGAUGCCUCUGAACUCUUUCCAUUCGUUAGUACGCAUAAGAUUGAGGAUCUCGUUCGUCUCUGCACGGAUAAGCUGGAUGAACAGCACAGAACUAUACGUGAGGCCGCCCCUAUCACAGGUGUGGAAGGAGAAGCCUGGGAGGCGUACGUUGCGCUGCAGCGCAAGGCUCUCGCGCGCCAACAGCUGAUCAUUGACUUGAGCAAUAACCCGGAACUACAUAUGAGGUACCAUGAAGAUGAGGAGUUUCGGCGAGAAGAAUGGGAAAGGCGAGGUUUGUUACCGUUGUUAGUUGAGCCCGUGGCCGCUCAAGAUGCCGAAGAUCCCCAUUUUGCCCAAGAACCUGCCUACAACCCAUUCCGAAAAGCGUAACCGCAGGGCUGAAGUGAUAGAGGAUUGAAUUGUGUCAUGGACAUUCGGGAAGAGUAGAAACCACAAAAUGAAUGGCAGACCUUCAACACAUUUUCCUACAAACCUCAUUCCGGUGUUCAGUACUGCGUAAAGAAUUGAUAAUAUGAUAUGAAUGUUGAGUAAAAAGCUUUUCUCCGUGUAUCUGUAUCAGCUUGAUUCCUUUGGCUGCUUUGCGAUGCCCAUAUCU
Molecule: messenger RNA, 1163 nt
Organism: Phytomonas sp. EM1
Lineage: Eukaryota; Euglenozoa; Kinetoplastea; Trypanosomatida; Trypanosomatidae
Source: the annotation of a GenBank genome assembly